Messenger RNA from Gossypium arboreum, 597 nucleotides. RefSeq lists its product as uncharacterized. NCBI's taxonomy places the organism in Eukaryota, Viridiplantae, Streptophyta, Magnoliopsida, Malvales, Malvaceae. The record is from RefSeq and is a predicted model, not a curated record. The transcript has a single exon. Bases 1 to 597 code for a protein of 198 amino acids.
AUGGGGUUUAUUGGAAACUGGUUUACUUGGGAAAGAGGGAAUUUACCCGAAACAAAUAUUCAAGAACAAUUGGAAAGGGGUGUGGCGAAUAAAGAAUGGUUUCACUUAUUUCCCAAAUUUCAACUUCAACAUCUUCCACAUACGUUUUCAGAUCACUGCCCACUAUUAGUCAAAUCGGAGGAGGAGAACAUAGAAAGAACUUAUAAAAGUUUCAAAUUUGAAGCAUGGUGGGUAUUGGAGGACUCAUUCUUUAGUGAGGUCAAAAAGAUUUGGGAACAUUCUGAGGAAGACUUAUUAAGUAAGCUUGACAGUAUGAAAAGGGGGUUAAAGCGAUGGGCUAGUCAAAUCCGCUAUAAUAGAAAAGAAAGAAAAAAGAUGUUGACUUCCAGGCUGGCUAUGUUACUAGAAGCUGAAAGAGAUUAUGAGAAUUUAGCAGAUCUUAUUGAUACAAAAAUUCAACUCAAUUUUGAAAUUGAUAAAGAUGAGUGCUAUUGGGAACAGAGGGCACGAGUUAACUGGUUGAAAUUUGGGGAUAAAAAUACCGCUUUUUUCCACAAACAAGCAACACAGAAACGACAGAGAAAUUUGAUCCGUUAG